Molecule: messenger RNA, 558 nt
Organism: Perkinsus marinus ATCC 50983
Lineage: Eukaryota; Perkinsozoa; Perkinsida; Perkinsidae
Product: longevity assurance factor, putative
Exons: 6
Coding region: 1-558 (185 amino acids)
Biological process (GO): ceramide biosynthetic process
Cellular component (GO): membrane; endoplasmic reticulum
Molecular function (GO): sphingosine N-acyltransferase activity
Source: RefSeq, a predicted model, not a curated record
AUGGUUGAGAUAAGCUUCUGGUGCAGUUGUCUAGCUUUCAUUAUGAUCGAGACUGUUCGCAAGGACUUCCAUCAAAUGUUCUUUCACCAUCUUAUUACUAUCAGUUUGAUGAUGGGCAGUUUCUAUGUCCGCCAUCAUCGUAUCGGUCUGAUCGUUAUCUUCCUCCACAACAUCAGUGACGUCCCUCUCUACGUCGCAAAGUCGUUGAGCUAUCUCGCUGAGAAAUAUGAGAGGUUGAAAAAGAUAACGGAUCUCGCCUUUGUGAACUUCGUCCUCGGCUUCUUUUUCUUGAGGCUCUAUGUGUACCCCAGGAUAUGUGUCAUUCCUGCCUGUACUUUUGCUAUUGUAUACAAACGGCCGUUGAAUGAUUGUGUCCUGGCGUUAUUUCUAGUGCUGUUGCAAUGCCUACAUAUCCUUUGGGCUAGCAUGAUUAUCAAGAUGAUUUUCAAGACGAUCAAAAACCAUACUGUUGUCGCGGAAGGUGAUAUUCGCAGUGAUGAUGAAGAGAUCCCGCCAAAGGGAAAGAAGCCCGUCGCUCACAAACGGAAAGUACAGUAA